This is a messenger RNA of Octopus sinensis (East Asian common octopus), 2989 nucleotides long. RefSeq names its product TBC1 domain family member 22B. NCBI's taxonomy places the organism in Eukaryota, Metazoa, Mollusca, Cephalopoda, Octopoda, Octopodidae. Gene Ontology annotation, biological process: activation of GTPase activity. The transcript is spliced from 13 exons. Bases 884 to 2563 code for a protein of 559 amino acids. The record is from RefSeq and is a predicted model, not a curated record. Gene Ontology annotation, molecular function: GTPase activator activity.
UAACGUCUUGUAAAAAUUCGGAAGACAAUUUGAUGAUAGUUCUAGUAACCAUGGGAUGGUCACGGCUGGAGCGCUUUGUUCAUAGGUUAAUUCAGUAAGAGAGUUAACUCAGUGUGGCAGGUUUAGUAGUGGUUGUGGUGGUUAAAGAACAGCAAUAAAGUAAAAGGAAGAUUCUGGGGGAAAAAGUCGCAACAAGAAAGUAAGUUGGUUUUUCCGGAUAAAAAAGUAAAAAAAAGCAAAAAAAAAAAGAAGAAAAAGUGAUUUGGCACCAUGAGAGUUCACGCAUGCGCACCGGCAGCGCAAUCAGCCAUCUUUGAGUUUCCACGGGUUUCCGGCAGCCGAGCACGUCAUCCUUAUUGACAGCAAAACACACAAUAAUUAAUAACAAAAAAACAUAUUGGCUUAGCAGGAAAGUUGCUUGGAUAACUGAGGUGUUGUUUAAAGCAACGAAACCAGUGGGAAAAAGCAAUAGUAACUUUAGUUUAGCGAACUCUUUGCAUAAUUUGCAGGAAUUUAGGAAACCUGGGCGAUUUGUUAUCGUUGAGGUGUCGAGCCGUGGACGGCCGAAAAGACACCGCCUCCUCUUCUUCUAGCGAACUGUUUUGGUUCUUCUCCUUCGUUCCUUCCUUAGCAAAUACUGUUUAUUGUUUAUUGUUUAUAUAUACAGAUUUCACCGUUUCGGUGAAGCAAAUCCAGAUACAAAACACAAAAAAAAGGGAAGCAAAAUAGAGCCCCUCCCCACAAAACACCCAAACAACUACAAAAAGGACCUGAAGUAGUUUUUUUCCUAUUUCCAGUCGAUGUCUGCUGUUUUAUUUUCUAGUUUUGGAGUGUUGUCGUUUUCCACUUCUUCUCCCCUUUCCCGAUAUCUCCUCGGCUAGUUAUGUCCACUUGUGGUCCUUCUGCUUUGCCCACCUCCGCUGCUGCCAACGACAACAACGAUAACAACAACGGCAACCACCCCGUCUUUCACUCAGCCUCCGCCGCCUCUCCAAAGGCCACAACAACAACAAACUACAACAAACAAGGAUUUUGGAAAAAAAGUACAAUAACACCAGUGCCUGGGAGUAUCAAGCCAGUUUAUGGCGCACAACACCCACCACGUAUUGAACGACCUAUCAGUAACCCAGGAACACCAAAGAAAGAUGACAAGCUAAAAAACAAGACGAAGGACUCCUUCCGGGACUUUGAAAAUGAGACAUCAGAUGCUUGGGACGAUGGCGAUGAUGAUCUAAUAUUGAUGGCCACUGUUCAAAUGUCCUUAAAGGAUGUCCAGUCGACUGCACGUGCUGUACUUGACAAUCACAGUAAACAGUUUCAAGCUCUUAACGGUACCUCACAGGGAUCUCCAGUCAAAUCCCCAUCAGGAUGUCACAUGACUGCAAUUCCGUCAGCCAUUUCUUUAGGUGCUGGACCGGGUGUAGGUGUGCGUCUCAACAGUCACUGGCAGCCUCCUAGAAUUACGCCUUUGCGGUUUGGUCAGCCAUCAGUGCCAGAUCGAGAAUCUGCUAAAUUAGAAAAAUUUCACACUUUACUAACAUCACUAACAUCAUCAAAUGCAGGUUUAGAAAAAUUACGUAAACUCAGUUGGUCUGGCAUCCCAAAAUCAGUGAGACCCACAGCAUGGAAAAUUUUAUCUGGUUAUCUUCCUGUAGACUGUGAUCGGAGGCAACCCACUUUAGAACGUAAGCGGAAGGAAUAUUUCAGUUUUGUUGAACAGUAUUAUGGGACACGACAUCAAGUUGAACAUCAAGAUACAUUUCGACAGAUUCACAUAGACAUUCCCCGAAUGAACCCUUUAGUCCCUCUGUUUCAACUGAAGGUAGUUCAGGAAAUUCUUAAAGAUAUCCCUCGAAUGACUUCUGUUGCACACUUGUUCCAGCAGAAUGCCGUGCAGGAAAUAUUUGAAAGAAUCCUGUAUAUAUGGGCCAUCCGCCAUCCAGCCAGUGGUUAUGUACAAGGAAUUAAUGAUCUUGUGACGCCGUUUUUUGUUGUCUAUCUUUCUGAGUACAUUAGCAAUGAUAUAGAAGUGGAGAACUGUGACUUAAGCAAACUCUCAAUUGACACAUUAAACAUCAUCGAAGCCGACAGUUUCUGGUGUACAACGAGAUUACUGGAUGGUAUCCAAGACAACUACACAUUUGCUCAACCUGGUAUUCAGAUGAAAGUGAAUGCUUUGAAAGAGUUAGUGAAACGGAUAGAUGUUCCAUUAUAUAAACAUUUAGAAAAACAUAAUGUAGAAUUUCUCCAAUUUGCCUUCCGAUGGAUGAACAACUUGCUGAUGAGAGAAAUUCCUUUGCGCUGUACCAUUCGUUUGUGGGACACUUAUCAGGCAGAAAUAAAUGGUUUUGCAAAUUUCCACCUUUAUCUCUGUGCUGCAUUUCUUACACGAUUUUCCAUUGAUAUUCAACGAGAAAAAGAUUUUCAGGGUAUACUGAUGUUUCUCCAAAACCUUCCCACUCACCACUGGCAGAACGAAGAAAUUGGCGAGUUAUUGGCUGAGGCAUUUAAGCUGAAGUAUAUGUUUGCUGAUGCUCCCAACCAUUUAGUUCAGAAGUCAUGAUGUCCUCACUACUGUUGAAAAACUGCUAAGCUGACUGUUGAAAAUAUAUUUAAAAGAAAAGCAGAACAAAUGAACAAAAUAAUAAUACCACUACAGCAACAACAACACCAUGAACAAUAAUAGAAUCAAGCUUUCGACUUUAAUUUUGCUUCAUUUUGGUCAAGCACUUGUCGAAAAUUUUGACCAGAUGUCUUUAUCGCAACCUCCUUAUCUCUCUCUCUUUGCUUCUCUCUCUCUCUCUUCCCCCCCCCUCUCUCUCCAUUCCCCGUUCAUGCGCUGCUCACAUUUGCAGUUGUGUUUAUCUGCAGGGUUUGCCCCUAAUCAAAAGACUUUUCCAAGUGAGAAGGCUUUUUAUUGGUACCACAGAAAGAUUGUUUUUACCUGUGUAAAGAACUGAACUGGUUUCAUCGUUACCUUCUGUGAUAC